Molecule: messenger RNA, 2484 nt
Organism: Trypanosoma cruzi
Lineage: Eukaryota; Euglenozoa; Kinetoplastea; Trypanosomatida; Trypanosomatidae
Product: ATP-dependent DEAD/H RNA helicase, putative
Exons: 1
Coding region: 1-2484 (827 amino acids)
Biological process (GO): ribosome biogenesis
Cellular component (GO): nucleus
Molecular function (GO): ATP binding; nucleic acid binding
Source: RefSeq, a predicted model, not a curated record
AUGUCGCUUGCCGAGAUGGAUGCACAACAACACCUUGCCGUUCUUGGUUUGUCAAAAUGCAGUGAAAAUGACACCCUUGACAGGCUGCUGGCCGGAGCAGAACGGGGACCAUCUGUAGACCUCAAUGAUUGGGGUGAUGGGUGCGAUUUGUGCGUUGAUGCGCCUUCCCAACCGUCGCCCGCGGCCCGCGCAGCCCCAGUCAUGGAGGACAAGAGCGAACCGAAACGUUUAAAACGGAAAAGGACGUCGACUUUGGAUGCGGAAGAAGACGAGUUCCGUUCGAAAGCAACCGCGGAGUCACGGGCUUUCCGCGGCCAAUUUCCGGCUUUUGCGGAUGCCCCCUUGAAAAACAAAAACAUACCACCUUCUUCUUCACUUUCCACGGUGUUUGAAGCGGAUAAGGCGUGCGUGGAUGCCGAAUCGCUGCCUCCUUUAAAUGAACUUGUGCAUAGCAAGUUGCUGCGGCCGCUAACUGAGUGUCUUCACAUAACAUCCCUAACGUGCAUUCAAAAGCAGAGCUGGACACCCAUGGUUGACAGGACGCGUGAUGUUCUUCUACGGAGCGAAACGGGGAGUGGGAAGACGCUGGCGUAUGCUCUUCCUCUGCUCCAUCAGUUGCUGUGUGAGUGUGAUGCGCGACCAAUUCAGCGUCAGAUUGGAAGUAUUAUUAUUGUGCUUUGCCCCACUCGAGAGCUGGUUGUGCAGGUGACAGAUGUGCUUAGUGUUCUCGCUCGAUGUGCGCUGUUUUUGACGGUGGGUGGUAUUCACGGUGGUGAAAAUCGGCACAAGGAAAAGGCAAGACUGCGUAAGGGGGUUCCCCUCUUGAUAGCGACACCCGGGAGACUUCUUGAUCAUCUCAGGGCGACCGUGUCUUUCUGCGUUGCCUCAACGCAGACAAUUGUCCUUGAUGAGGCUGAUCGAUUACUGGAUAUGGGGUUUGAGCGGGCUAUAAAGGAGAUUAUGGGGCUAUUAUUGGAGAAGACAGAGAACUCAGCUUGUUCAUGUGAUGAAAUAUUUACAGAGACAAGGGAAAAAUAUACUCUCAAGCGCGUUUUGGUAUCGGCAACGAUAACUGCUGAGGUUGAGAGGCUUUCACAUUUUGCGCUUCGCAGCAACGUUGUUCGUGUAGGUGAGACAGAGGAUACCUUCUCCAUCCCUUCCUCACUUCGCCAGCACUACGCAUUGGUACCGAUUAAGCAUCGACUCUCAACCCUCAUUGGCUUUCUUCGCUCCCAAAUUGAUGCUGGUGCUCAAAGAAUUAUUGUUUUUGUCUCCACCGCUGAUAGCGCAGAAUUUCAUUACCGUUUGCUAUCACGCCUACAAUCCCCUUUUUGCGACAGGAGAAAAGAAGUUUUAUUUAAAGGUGCAUCCAAGCAAAAUGCUCGCCAAUACGGUGUGAAGCGGCGGGUAGAGGAGGCCAACAGACAUGUACAAAACCAGAGCGAGGCCAUUGUCACCUUUGAGGAUGAUUCGGGCAGUGAGGAUGAUAAUGAUGAGGGGCAGACGCUCUCAGGUAGAAACGCUCUUCUUGAUGUCAACAUAUUGAAGUUGCAUGGCAACAUGUCGCAGGUUGACCGGGCCUCUGUUUUUAAAGCCUUCAAACACGUCGGUGGAGCUGCUCGGCGUUCUCUAAAGGGUGUCCUGUUCUGUACAGAUGUGGCUGCCCGAGGAUUGGAUAUGCCACGAGUGGACUGGAUUGUGCAUUACGAUCCUCCGACAGAUCCAGCGUGUUACGUUCAUCGUAUUGGACGCACCGCUCGCAUUGGCAACGUUGGGGACUCUCUGCUGUUCCUCAUGCCACACGAGGCAGGAUACGUCCCAUACUUAAGUAAAUUUAUUGCGAAGGAGAGCGGGAGCUCUUUUACGGGAAAUGAGGCGGCAGCAGUAGUGGCAACAAUGGAAAAGAGGAAUUACGAGUCGUUUCUUUAUUACCUGGCAAAGUUGGAUCCAAAAUCGAACCACAUUUGGAUGCAAAGUACGGCUACUCUCGAGCGCGCCAUCAGUCGACUUGUCAUGAAUCGAGAGGAACCUGUAAAUGAGUUGCCCGCUGGAGAUGCGAGCCGAAACGAUGAUCUCACUCGACUUGCACUGUUCGCAUACCAGUCUUACAUACGAGCUUACGCAGGGCACUCCCGAGAGCUUAAAACUCGAUUUUUUAAUUUGGAUAUGCUUCACCUUGGCCACAUUGCACACAGUUUUGGUCUUGACAAGAGACCCAGUGAAGUUCGGGCACAGCUGCAGAAUCUUAUUAUGGAGGACAGGAAGAUCGCGAGAGAGGCGUCUUCUCUCAACACACAAGAGAGGGUAAGAGGGUGUGAUGGCUCUCGAGUUCGCAGGAGACUUCAGGUGGAAGUACGUCAUGAUGAUCGGUACCGAAGUAUGAUUGUGCAGAAGCAGCGCAAGGUGACGCGUGACUGGUUUCAAGGGAAGAAAGACGGGGUACCGAAAAAUAAAACUCUUCAAUUUACGGAAUUUGACGCGUAA